This is a messenger RNA of Schistosoma turkestanicum, 1580 nucleotides long. The record is from the annotation of a GenBank genome assembly. Lineage: Eukaryota; Metazoa; Platyhelminthes; Trematoda; Strigeidida; Schistosomatidae.
CGAAACGCUAAGGUCAUCUGUUCGAAGGUCGAGCACAUGGAUUUCAUGGAAUGUCAUUGUACUUACUCUUUUGCUAGCCUCCUCCUGGAGUUUUAGUGUGAUUCAAAUAUGCAACUCCUAGAAUCAGUCGGAAAUCUUCGACCUCCUCAAAUACCUAAAGCAACUAAUUUUAGAACAUCUGGUUCCGCGAAAAAACUUAAAGCUAUCACUUACAAAGAUCUACCACCACCUUCUAUAAGACUACGUUUAGAUGAGGCUAUUGAAAAUGCGAGGCGUAAUCAUCAAUCCAAUGUAUUUCCGAUUCAGAAUCCAAGUAUUACAAAUACGUCAUUGAGAAAAUCGAAGAAACCAGUAGCUGUCAAUGGUGGCGAUGAAGAUAACUCAAACGCCUCAGAAGUAACUCAAAUGUCUCAAAUACUACGUCCUAAUUUAACCAAAUCAAUUGUACUUCCUAAACCCAGUAUAUCUUUACGAGGUGAAGAAAGUUUGGAAAAUUGUAUACGUGGUUAUGGUAGUCAAUGGUUUAAACAAAUCAGUAAAGAAGAAUCUUUCAUUGAAAGUCAAAAAGAUGUACAUAUUCGUUGCCCACGAGGAGAGGCACUAGAUAAUUUACAUAAAGGACAAAAAGGUAUUGGUGUAAGUAUUCUACUUGAUUCAAAACAAAAUAAUACACCAAUUGUUGAAUUACAAAAUCCAAUACGUUCACUUCCAUCAAAUGAAGCUUAUACAAAUUGGCAACGUGAUCGACUCAAAGAAGCUGGUUCAAUGGAACAAAUUUUAAAUCAAGGAUGGUCAGGGAAAAGUGGUUUUACAAAUAAACCGAAUGAAAUACAAAUUUCUCAUAAAUCAUUACAUCAAUUCACUGAUGACAAUGAUGUGACUGAUCAUUCAGGUGCACAAAUGGCUGAAAUUUUAGGUAGGAAACUUCUUUCUAAUUCGCAAUCAAAUGAUGCCAACAUGAAAAUUGCUCCCCGACGUAUUCACCAAUCAGCAGCAGCAAAUGCUGCACGUGAAGGAGCUGCAUUAGCUGAAAGAUUUGGUUUAAUUGCUCCGAAACAAUCUUAUCAUGGAGUGGAUAUGGACAGGAUUGAUGAAGCAAUAUCAGAAGCUACAGUUUCUUUGGAUAUGCAACACUGUGGAAAUGGACCUCGUGCUAAAUUUGAGGGAAUUGAAUAUGCCAAUAGAAAUCGUGGAACGCUAAACAAUAGUAAUUUACACUCUAUGAAUCCUGAGUCGAUACCAAAACAAACACCACGAAUAAGGCCAGAUGCUCAAGAAAUAUAUGAGUCAAAUGAAGGUCGAAUGUGUAAAUUACUAUUGAGCAAUGAUAAAUUAAAACAACACGUGCCGCGGAAACCGAAAUUUUACCCGAAUACCAAUGAUAUUGUGGCAAGAUCAGGUGGUGUGGCGGCUAAAAGUUGUUUAAAUCCACAGAAAACAAAAUGGUGCCGAACAGUACGAAUGACACGGACAGCAUCAAUUAGAAAGAAACAUCGAAAUAGUUAAAGUAGUUAGUAUUUUGUCUUCUGUUAUUCAGAAUAAUACUUACGAUUAUAUCAAUGUACAAUAAUUGAUUGAGG